UUGUAAUAAAAUUUUCAUGACUAUUCGGUGCUGAUAAGAAAACAACAAUUUGUGCAGUUUUGUUAUCUGCGUUUUCAACGUUGCAAAGCCACACCAGUCGACAUCAUUAUUUGUUUCGUUCUCAGACAAGGCAUGUAGCUGUUAAAGAUUAUUAUUCAUUUAAAAUUUUCAAUUAUUUCAAAUCUUGAAAUUAUAAAUGUGAUAUCAUCGGAUUUGGUACCUAUAUGACGCCACACCAUGGAUUGGGCAAAUUGGAUUAUGGGCAAUCCACAAUCAAAACCCGAAGACCGCCUUCGCACCAUUUCUAAAGAAGUAAACGCCUUAAGAACCACCAUAAAAACAUCAGCGCAAAACAUCUCACAAGCCCGCAAAGAAUUCUUAACAGGCACCCUGGCUCAUUACAGUAACGAAGUCAAAUCUCUGAAUGGCAAAGCCAAUAGACAAGCAAUAGAAAACACAUUGAAAAAUCUAUCAGAUGCAAUGGCGGAAGUUUUGAAAAUCGAACCUGCAGAUUUGGAUGGGGCAGCUGUUGAAAGUAAUUCGUUUGUUCACGUGCCAGGCAGUCAUCGAAGAACUAGUUCGCUAGGCUCAUUGAGAAGCAGCAAUAAGAGAGCUACAAUGGAUUUGGCUUCAGUUAAUAGAAGCAGUGUGCCAAAUUUAAGGAAUAUUGAAGCUAAAGUUGAAGAACUAAAAACUCAAAUAGCUACAGCAAUUAAAAAUCAAGACUCUAAACAACUAAGGGUUUAUUUGACUACCAUCAGAUUACUUGUAGAAGAUAUGGAAAAGAUUCAUACAGAAAAAGGUACUCCUUUGGAAAAACGCAAGCAAGACAUUGACAAGAAAAUUAUGGAUUAUUAUCGCAAAGUCUCUGAAGCUUUAAGCACCUUGAAAAAAGACAACAGCUCUUCAAAGCAAUACAGAAAAGACAAAGCAAUGACUGAACUAACAGACAUAGAAGUUCAUUUGGCUGAGAACGAAUCCUUGCUGGAUAAACUAAUCAAAGAGAAAAAUUCUACUGAAUUUGCAGCAAUCAGAAACAAUAUUGUUGAAGACAAUCAAAAACUAUCUAAAAUUGAUAUGGUUGAUAAUGAAGUCAAGGGCAGAGUGGUGUUGUUGAACCAAAAAAUUACAGAAACUGUUAAUAAUUUGGAUCGUAUAAUGGCUAAAAGGGAGUUUGAUUCAAAAUUUUCAAAUUCUUUGCACAAUUAUGAGAGAAUUGUAAGAAAUUUUGAUCCAAAUAAAAAUGCUGAAGAAAUAGUUAUUAAUUUGGUUAGUUUGAGAAAUUCAAUACAAAAUCUAGAAGAAAUUAAUGAAACAACUAAAUCACGCAAAAAAGAUUUAUUAAACAAGAUCAACUAUAAACUAGAGAGUUUUGGUAAGAAAUUGGAAACAGACGAGCAAAUAAUUGAGGAAAUUGUUGAAGAAAAUGUAGUUUUAAGAAAACAUUUGGACACAGAACACACAGUAAUCGAUCAAUUUGUAAACCAUUGGAGUAACAUACAAACUAAUUUCAACGUAAACGCUUAUUCAAAAUUAACAUUAUUACGCAUCAACAGUCUCCUGCAAGAAAUGCAACAAUCGAUUAACGAAAUAAGAGCACAAAUUGCUGAUAAAUGCGACAUUAAUCUGCCUUUCAGUAAUUUGAAUAGGAAACUUUCACAAUCAGUGCCGAAAUUGAACAACAGAAAAAGCUAUCAGAGCUUGGACCAGCUUGACGCAAGCAAAAUAAUUAAAACCAAAGCUAAAAUUUACAACUUAUCUACGCCAAAUAUACAAAGUAUUCAACAAACGAAUAUGAAUAAUAGAUUUUCAAAAAUUGAAGAAGUGAAAAUGCAAGUUAAUUAUAUUAAGGAAAAAAUCGAUGAGAGCCACAAUAAGAACUUGCUACGAGAUAAAUUGGAACAAUAUCGCAAAAACUUGGAUCCAUAUUUAAACGACAAUAAUCAAACUGUAAGAAAUAACGCAGUAUUGGUUGCAAAUGAAAUUGUUGAGCUUUUGCAUAAACUUAUAUUGGCAGAAUUCAAAGAGAAAAUCAAUUUGUUUUCCAGAAGGGUGCAAACCUUUAACGGUACAAGAUACGACAAAGAGUUUGACGAAAUAAAAGAAGAUUUAACAAAAGCUCAAAUAAAUCUAGAGAAUUUCAAUAUUCCAACACAGUUUGAGUCGUUGCAACAAGAAAAACUUGAGUUACUUGAUGAAGUGUGCAAUAGCAUUCAGGUUUUGCAAAAGAAUGGAACUUAUUACAGAAAACAUGAAAACGAAAAUGUAAAGCAAUACAAAUUAAAAUUAAACAUGUUAAGUGAUAAAGUCAAAAGAUUUUCUGGUACUUAUAAAGGAGUUGUCUAUAAUAACAUUGAAAGAGAUUUGAAUAAGCUUUUAUUGGAUGUUGGAGAACAAGUAGAAGACAAAAUGUCCUCAGAUGAAAUUGUUAAAGAAACUGAAAGGCUUUUAAAGAUCUUAGAAAGCCGCUCCUCCUUGGCACAAAGUUUCCAUGCAAAACCCGAUGAAACUAAAACAGAAGAACAAGCAGGAAUGGCUAAAAUCAAACGAGAUUUAAACGAGAUUAAACGAGAAAUUGAUAAAACUGCUGAAAAUAACGUAGAUGCAUUUAUUGGUUUGCAAAGCAGAUUAGACUUAGUGUCUCUAGAGCUUGGACAAAUACCUGCUAGGUCAAACGAAAAUUUAGCCAAAGAAAUGGAAAUAUUCUCCAACGAAACCCAAACUUUAAAAAAUGUAGUUGACGCUAAAGUAGCUUUAGGACAACAGCCUAUGGUGCAAUGGCCUGAAAGAGACUUACACGCAGAAGUACAAACCUAUCCCAAAAACGACGUAAACAAGGAAAUUGAGCAAUUUGAAAAAGCCUUCUCAGCAAUUAAAACCGAAAUUACAGCUCCCAAUAACGAGCAAGACGUUCACAAAUACUACAAACUAGCACAAGACAUUAAAAACCUUAUGAGCAAACUACACAAAUAUCGUUUCAUGCGCGGCACUGACCUACACACCCGUCAAUCUACCUUACUAAACGAAAUGCAAUAUUACGUAGAAGCUUUGGAAAAAGGAGCCAUAGAUGUUGAUUACGUUUUAAGCAUCGAACGAAAACUUGACUCGUUGGAAAAUCUUUUCGACAAUAACCAACAACGAGACUUGAAAACAAUGGCAAAGGAAUUACAAGCAGUCCAAAAUAAAUUGAAAGAGCAUCAUUUUAAUAUCAGCGACGAAACAUUGAAAAAUAGAAAAACUAGCGUCCAACACAAGACUGAUGGACUAGUAGAAAAACUGAAACAAAUGGAAACAGUUGAGGUUGAAGAAAUCAAAAAAAUCAACGACAUUGAAGCUAAAGUAAGCGAACUUGCUCCACAAAUGAGCUCAUUUAUCGGCUUGAAAACCGAAAACAAAUAUUACGAACUCAAUGAAACUAGUACAAGACUAAUGUUGCAGCUUGACAAAUUUGAAACCGAACACGAAAGCAUACAGAAACGUAUAAUCAAAUUAUUGAAAGACUUGCAUAUACUUGGACAAAUGUUGGACGAACGUGCUGAACAAACACGUGAAAUUGUUGAGUUGGAACAAGAACUUGAAACAAUAGAACAUUUAUUAUUAUCUGGCAACUAUAACAAUAUUGAUGUCAUCAAAACUAGAAUGCUUAAUUUGAAGAAAGCAUUGCAAAGCUUAAAAAUCAUCAAUGACCUGGUUCCAAGAAAAAAUGCUUGCAUUGAAAAAUACAUUGCUUUAUUUAACAAAAUUAUGAGUUUACACACUGCAGAAACAAAAGUUGAAGAUACUAGUUUGGAUGUUAUUGAAAAUGAAAUUUCCAAAAUCGAAGGCCAACUAGAUGAAACAAGCCAAAUGAAGCAAUUGCAAGACUUUGACGAUGCUUUAGAUACGUUUACUCUAAAAAUUGGAAGCCUCAAUAUCCCAAAGUCUUCACCUCAAUAUCCUAAAGUAUUGCAGCUGUAUAGAAGAAUUCAAAAUUUGGUUGAUGCUAUUGAGGCAAAAAUGCAAAGUGUUGAAUUGGUGAUGAGAAUCAGUCGAGAAGUUGACGAGUUAUGGACCAAAAUGGAAGCACCGCUUACUCUUGAUGAAAUCAAUCAAUUAGAUGAACGUUUGAUUCAAUUGCAAGAUACCUUAGGGAAAAUGAAUCCGGCUGGUAUUAAAGCUCAAAUCGAUGGGUGCAUGAUGAGGCUCAUAUUGUGUCUUCAGAAAGUUUCAGAUUAUAAAGCGACAGUUCAAAAUAUGUUCGUUCAAAAUACAUCAGUUUAGAUUAGGAAUAUUUUGUACUCGCAAAAAUUGUAUUUUAUUGUUGUUUUUUAAAUAAAUUUUAAUUAAAAUAUGUUUGUCUAUGACUGAGUGUUGAGAUUGACUGACCAUACGCAGCC
Molecule: messenger RNA, 4376 nt
Organism: Ceutorhynchus assimilis (cabbage seed weevil)
Lineage: Eukaryota; Metazoa; Arthropoda; Insecta; Coleoptera; Curculionidae
Source: the annotation of a GenBank genome assembly